This is a messenger RNA of Scatophagus argus, 1698 nucleotides long. Its product is annotated as protein FAM181A-like. Lineage: Eukaryota; Metazoa; Chordata; Actinopteri; Scatophagidae. The coding region runs from base 471 to 1250 and encodes 259 amino acids. The record is from RefSeq and is a predicted model, not a curated record. The transcript has 2 exons.
GGUAUGAGGGGUAUCUACGUUACAAACUUAAGAUUGCCAGUUCCAUAAUAAAGUUAGAAUGUGCGCAUAUUUGAGCACAAAUUGCACUCAAUUUUAUUGUCGGACACUGAUCUUAGGGGAGGUUUGGCCAACGCGCGGACAUCACCGUGUAGGAAUAAUAUCGCAUCCCCUCAGCAGCUUUUUCCAGAUCCCCAUGGCAACAAUUUGCAAUGGUGAAGAAUCCGAUACCAGGGCGCUUGGAGGCUGAUUGUGGUGCAUUGUGAGGGGCCUGGGGUCGCUGAUUGGUUCAAGGAAAGCACCAUAACUACAAGGAGUUUAUAUUCAUUCAACUUGUUGAAGUGCUCCCUACUGCAGCGGAGAGGAGUCGGUUCUUGGACUGUUGUUGAGAAAGUCUGGACUCAUCAGACAGUGACCUCGAUGGUGGACUACAAUUUCUAAGAUGGACUGAUUCGACCAGAAUCUUUGCAAAAAUGGCAAAUGCGGACAGUGAGGUGAAGACUUUGCUGAAUUUUGUUAAUUUGGCAUCCAGCGAUAUCAAAGCGGCCUUGGACAAGUCUGCUCCGUGCAGGCGCUCCGUGGAUCACAGGAAAUAUCUACAGAAACAACUCAAGCGUUUCUCCCAGAAGUACUCCAGAAUCCCAAGGUGCCACACGCACAGAUCUGCUGAGUAUGAGUGCACCAAACCGGCUGGGACUGUUCACCAGGGUGUGAAGGUCGCAGAGAAGGCCAGUACGGAUGCUCAAGGUGUGGAGAGUGUGGGCAGCGCUGUGGAGCAGGUGCCUAUGAGGAAACGGCAGCUACCGGCCUCCUUUUGGGAGGAACCGAAGCUGACCCAAACCAAGUGGGAGCACUCACAUGUAGGAUUGAGAAAGAACCACGCAGGCACAUCUGAGGGCGGCGAAAGCGAAAAGAAGAAAAGGAGUUAUGAUGAUGACGCAAGGGCCACUCUGUCUGUGUCCAGUCGACGCAGCUCUGCGGACAAAGACUCGCUGAAAUUGGACCUGAACUCUCACCACUGUGCGAGUGUGUGCGGCUGCUGCCCCUUCCAGUACCACGGACACCAGGUCCUCCACAGUCACAUUGUUGUCCCCCACCCGCCCCUCGGGCUGUGGAGCAAAGCUGUAGGGACAGCGAUAGACAGACCUGAGCAUCCUUAUGGACAGAGGAUUCACACGCACGUUGUGGUCAAACCCAUACCGACCAAACCCACCGUCCAGUCACCGAUCUUCAGUGUGUUUGGGUUCAUUUAAUUAAUUUACUAAUGGACCAGUCACACACAAAAGGUGUAAAAAAAACACAAACUAAUUAUUUUCAGUUCGUGUUCUAGGCAGCCAACUCUUCCUCUUUCGAAAUUUGUACGCGAGACACUUUCUCAAGCACUUAAUGGGACGCUUCAUCUAUUUUUAUUGUUUACAUCUAAGGGACUGAGUUGCACUUGCAGAAUAACUUCAUCGUGUUCACUUUCAUGCCAAUCUGAUGCCUCCAAGUGUCUGAAAACUUAAAGUAAGUUAAAAGCUUUCUACUUUUAGGUUUCUACAGAGAAGGACUCUUAUUUUGUAAUUACCAAAAGUCACGCAGAUGAAUGAAAGCAUCCUGUUUUAGUCUUGUCUUUCAACUAUGAGAAUAGAAUGUGGGACAUAGAUUGCUUUUUCUUUGUCAAAGUAAUGUUUGAUAGGCACAUUUGAAACAAUGUUUUUU